This is a messenger RNA of Euleptes europaea (tarantolino), 2085 nucleotides long. RefSeq names its product thimet oligopeptidase 1 (gene THOP1). The coding region runs from base 28 to 2085 and encodes 685 amino acids. The record is from RefSeq and is a predicted model, not a curated record. Gene Ontology annotation, cellular component: mitochondrial intermembrane space. The transcript is spliced from 13 exons. Gene Ontology annotation, biological process: peptide metabolic process; proteolysis. Gene Ontology annotation, molecular function: metalloendopeptidase activity. NCBI's taxonomy places the organism in Eukaryota, Metazoa, Chordata, Lepidosauria, Squamata, Sphaerodactylidae.
AGCCGCCGCCGCCAAGGAGAGCAGAGAAUGGCUCCCCCCACAGGUAGCGUCAUGGACGGCCAGUCUCGUUUUUCUGUCGCCAACCGCCUCCGGUGGGACCUGACGGCUGAGCAGAUUGACAGGGCGACGGCGGAGCUCAUCGAGAAGACCAAGCAGGUGUACGAUGUGGUGGGCGCCCUGCCGCAGAGCGAAGUCUCGUAUGAAAACACCCUGAAGGCCUUGGCGAAUGUGGAGGUGGAGUAUACAGUUCAGAGGAACAUGCUGGACUUCCCUCAGCACGUCUCUCCGUGCAAAGACAUCCGCACGGCGAGCACCGAGGCCGACAAGAAGCUGUCGGAAUUUGACGUGGAGAUGAGCAUGAGACAAGAUGUCUAUCAAAGGAUUAUCUGGCUCCAGGAAAAGGUGGAAAGUACCUCCCUGAGACAAGAAGCAAAGAGGUACUUGGAGCGCCUGAUAAAGCUGGGCAGAAGGAGCGGGCUUCAUCUUCCACAGGAGACUCAGGAGAAAAUAAAGGCCAUUAAGAAGAAGCUGAGUGUGCUAUGCAUCGAUUUCAACAAAAACCUCAACGAGGACACAACCUUCUUGCCGUUCACAAAGGAAGAGUUAGGAGGGCUCCCCGAGGACUUUUUAAACUCCCUGGAGAAGUCUGAAGAUGGGAGGCUGAAGGUGACCUUGAAGUACCCCCAUUAUUUCCCCCUGAUGAAGAAAUGCCACGUGCCAGAGACCAGGAGAAAGAUGGAGGAGAUGUUCAACUCCAGAUGCAAGGAGGAGAACUGCCUGAUCCUGAAGGAACUGGUGGAUUUGCGGGCUCAGAAAUCUGCUCUCCUGGGCUUCAAGACGCACUCCGACUUUGUGCUGGAGAUGAACAUGGCUAAGAAUUACAAGACAGUCAUGAACUUCCUAGACGAGCUGGCUGUGAAGCUGAAGCCCCUAGGGGAGAAGGAGCGGGCCACCAUCCUGGACUUGAAGCAGAAGGAAUGCGAGAAAAGGAGCCUCCCGUUCGAUGGCUGCAUCAACGCCUGGGAUAUGCGGUACUACAUGAACCAAGUGGAGGAGACCCAGUACAGCGUGGACCAGAACCUGUUGAAGGAGUACUUCCCCAUGCAGGUGGUGACGGACGGCCUGCUAGAGAUCUACCAGGAGCUCCUGGGUCUCACCUUCCACCUGGAGGAGAACGCCCCCGUGUGGCAUGAAGACGUCCGGCUCUACACAGUCAAAGACAUCACCUCCAGGAAGACCAUCGGCAAAUUCUACCUGGAUCUUUACCCACGCGAGGGGAAGUACGGUCACGCCGCCUGCUUCGGUCUCCAACCCGGCUGCCUUCUGGCCGACUCGAGCCGCCAGAUAUCCGUGGCAGCCAUGGUGGCCAACUUCACCAAGCCGACGCCGGAUGCCCCUUCCCUGCUGCAGCAUGACGAGGUGGAGACGUAUUUCCAUGAGUUCGGACAUGUUAUGCACCAGCUGUGUUCGCAGGCUGACUUCGCGAUGUUCAGUGGGACCCACGUCGAGCGGGACUUCGUGGAGGCGCCAUCUCAGAUGCUAGAGAACUGGGUAUGGGAGAAGGAGCCUCUGAUGCGCAUGUCCAAGCACUACAAGACUGGCAGACCCAUCCCCAACGAGCUCCUGCAGAAGCUCAUGAAGUCUCGCCAGGCCAACACAGGGCUCUUCAACUUGCGGCAGAUUGUUCUGGCUCGGGUGGACCAGGCCUUGCACACGCAAACGAAAGCCGACCCUGUGAAGGAGUACGCCCAGCUGUGUGAUGAAAUACUGGGUGUUCCUGCAACACCAGGUACAAACAUGCCGGCCACCUUUGGCCACUUGGCCGGAGGCUACGACGCCCAGUACUACGGCUACCUCUGGAGUGAGGUGUACUCCAUGGACAUGUUCUACACACGCUUCAAGCAGGAGGGGAUCAUGAACUGUCAGGUGGGUAUGGACUACCGGAACUACAUCCUCCGCCCGGGGGGCUCGGUGGAUGCCUGGGACAUGUUACGGAAGUUCCUGGGCAGGGAUCCGAAGCAGGAUGCCUUCUUGGCCAGCAAGGGGCUGAACAUGGAACCCAACAUGCUCCCUUCAGCGUGCUGA